Messenger RNA from Labrus bergylta (ballan wrasse), 4791 nucleotides. RefSeq names its product C-terminal binding protein 1 (gene ctbp1). The record is from RefSeq and is a predicted model, not a curated record. Lineage: Eukaryota; Metazoa; Chordata; Actinopteri; Labriformes; Labridae. Gene Ontology annotation, biological process: regulation of transcription by RNA polymerase II. Gene Ontology annotation, cellular component: nucleus. Gene Ontology annotation, molecular function: transcription coactivator activity; NAD binding; DNA-binding transcription factor binding.
ACUCACUGAUGAACCCGUUACAAUGCAGAGUGGCAUGUGUUGUCAGAUUGCUGUUCCGCCAUGUAACGUGAGGGCGCUCCUUCCAGUCCACUAAUGCUUUUUUUUUCCACAGACGGCCUGACCCCCCCACCGACAAGCCACUUCCUCUUUUGUCUAAUUUCAUGGCGAUCGGGAGAGAGGGAACAGCACCGACGCACGCACACUGUUUCUGCACUCUUGAAAGAGUUUAUCCGGGUGUAAACACAUUUGUAAACCUGAUCGGCACUGCAAACAAAGUUCUCCAGGGGAAACUAAGCGGACAUCAGUAAAGGGGCUCCUUAGCACUUGGAUCUGUUCUUCCCUGUCCCAGGUUCAGACUGCUUGGUCUAUGGCUCUGAUGGACAAACACAAACAGGUCAAGCGGCAGAGACUUGACCGCAUCUGUGAGGGUAUUCGACCCCCCAUCCUAAAUGGGCCAAUGCACCCGCGGCCUUUGGUGGCCCUGUUGGACGGGCGUGACUGCACUGUGGAAAUGCCCAUCCUCAAAGAUGUGGCCACUGUGGCCUUCUGUGAUGCCCAGUCCACACAAGAGAUUCACGAGAAGGUGCUAAAUGAGGCAGUGGCCGCUCUGCUCUACCACACCAUCACUCUGUCCAGAGAUGACCUGGAAAAAUUCAAAGGUCUCCGUGUUAUUGUCAGGAUUGGCUCCGGCUUCGACAAUGUUGACAUCAAAGCAGCUGCUGAGCUUGGCAUUGCUGUCUGUAAUGUGCCAGCAUCCUCUGUGGAGGAGACAGCCGACACUUCGCUAUGUCUAAUCCUCAACCUGUACAGGAGAGUCACCUGGAUGCACCAGGCGCUCAGGGAGGGAACCCGGGCCUCCAGCGUGGAGCAGAUCAGGGAGGUGGCAGGCGGGGCUGCACGUAUCAGGGGUGAGACGCUGGGCAUUAUUGGACUAGGGCGUGUCGGCCAAGCGGUGGCUCUCCGGGCCAAGGCUUUUGGCUUUGGUGUGAUCUUCUAUGACCCUUACCUGCCCGAUGGCGUGGAGCGCUCGCUGGGCCUUCAGCGAAUGGCCACCCUGCAGGACCUCCUUAUCCAUUCUGACUGUGUAUCCCUGCACUGCAGCCUCAAUGAGCACAACCACCACCUCAUCAAUGACUUUACCAUCAAACAGAUGCGUCAGGGAGCUUUCCUGGUGAACACAUCAAGAGGCGGUCUGGUUGAUGAGAAAGCACUGGCUCAGGCCCUGAAAGAGGGCCGGAUACGAGGGGCUGCCCUGGACGUCCAUGAGGCAGAACCUUUCAGUUUUUCAACAGGCCCUCUGAAGGAUGCUCCAAACCUGAUCUGUACCCCUCACACAUCCUGGUAUAGUGAGCAGGCGUCUGUGGAGGCUCGCGAGGAGGCAGCCAGAGAGGUCCGCCGUGCCAUCACCGGGCGCAUCCCUGACAGUCUGAAGAACUGCGUGAAUAAGGAGUAUCUGAUGUCAGCCUCUCCGUGGCCCAGUAUGGAAGCCGCCACUGUUCACCCAGAGCUAAACGGAGCCACUUACAGAUUUCCUCCAGGUCUGAUCAAUGUUGCAGCAGCAGGGGGGCUCUCUGGAGCAGCCGGGGGGGUCGAGAGCCUUGUAACAGGCAACCUGUCACACGGCAUUGCCCCCGUCUCCCACCCUCCUCACGCACCCUCUCCGGUGCAAUCUGCUAAGGCUGAAGCCGACAGAGACAUCCCCUCCGACCAAUAGCCCCCUCCGCUGCCGCCAGCACAUUCCGUCACCAUUGGAAAACCAACUCCCCCACCUCCCGGCAUCAGACAUCGCCCGACCCCUCAGUACAUCGGCAGGGCCAGUUUGACCCAAUGUGGAGCCACACAUUCGUGUUCUUCAGAUCGCAUAACCAGCCUAGGAGUGACUUAUCCACAACCAGCCCCCUCCCACCCACACCCCAGAGAACACACACAUCCCUCCAUCUUUGUCCUCAUCACACCCUCUCAACCCCUCCCUCCUUCACUCCCCCAUGACGUCAGCAAUAACUUUUCUCAAGGAUUCAAUGAUUGGAUUGGUUUAUAUCCUUAGUUGGUUGUUUUAAUGGAAAGUUGAUCUGUUGUGGUUCUAGGUAUAAAUGUUUGUUUGUUGAAAAAAUAGCAUUUCUGAGUUGAGGCUUCACAGUCUGCUGCCUCCUGCAGGCUGACAGGUUGAAGCCCCCCUUUGUACAUUAAUGGCUCAUGUUACUGCUCUCUUCUUCUUCCUCCUCUUUGCUUUUUCUCCCCCCCCCACCUCUCUUGUGAAGGGGUUAUCUGUGUACUAAAGUAAACCAGGCAGAACUGCAAACAGUACAUCCUGUCCUCCUCACUGAGAAUCUAGUGACCCUGCUCAGUUUGGCCCUUUGGCUCUCCUUGUUACAGUCAUCAUCUUGCUCAGCAGAUGGAUCUGUGGAGCUGUCAGUGUGGAGCCCUCUCAGACUGUCAAAGUAUUUCUCUACAGAUCAUACGUCAGAUAGUAAUACCCAAGAUCCCUUUCAACUUUUUAAUCGCUGUGACCGGACAGUCAUCCCUGUAUUCACACAUGCUCUGCCUCUUAUUGUUUUGUCCUGAGAUAACAGCUCUGAGAGUCUUCAGAGGGCUCAUAUUCAUGAAUCUCCAUCUCACGUCAGCAGCCCCGGAGUGCUGUCUGUGAAGUUGUUACACGUGGUGUCCAAAAGCUGCAACAUGCACGAUGUGUCUCCAGCAGAGGGUGCUGUCUUACUGUUAGAGUUUCACCUUCAUGCAUGCGGCUCCUUUUAAGAUGGACAGUUACAAGUUGGCUUUCAGAAUACAUGACGGAUGGCCAGGGAUUGACUAGCGCCUUAUUAUUUGAUAAGACCUCACUGCACCCCACCUCCUUGCACCCAACCAACCACCCUUUACUCCUCAUCUCCCACCACCGUCAUGGACCAUCCCCACUCAUCAGCCCAUGAACAAGUUUUCAUCCAUCAAUUCCUUUAAGUGUGAGGGGACAGCAGAGUUUAGAUUCCCUGUAGAAGUAAGGGGACAGUGUUCUUGCAUGCUGGCUUUGUUGAUGACAGUGGUGUGUGUGCGCCUGUGUGUAUGGGAUUGUUGUGCGCACGUGUGUGUGUGUGUGUGUGUGUGUGUGUGUGUGGGGGGGGGUGUGUGUGUGUGUGUGUGUGUGUGUGUGUGUGUGUGUGUUUGUACGUUCCCUCACCCUGUUAUAACAAGCUAUUGUCUUUCCAAAGGAAUAGUCCCUCGGAGUAACUCUUUAACGCUGUUGCCCUGGUGUCAAGGGAACACCUUUCUAGUACCUCAGUAACAGAUAUUGAAUGUACCGUGCAUACCCUUUUAUUUUUUGUACAGAUUUUCUAGAUUCUUCUUUACUGUUCUUUACCAGAAGGGUUGUGAAAUUGUAGCAGUAAUGAUACAAUAUGAAAUAAAUACAUUGCCCCAUGAUAUAAAUUGACAAAAAUCUUUUAAGGUUCACUAUAGGUCACCGAAUACUCAGGCUUUAAAAAAAACAAAAACAUUGUGUUAAUUUUCUUCGCCUUUACUUUUACUUCCUCGUGGAAAUUUCAGCACAAGGCUUUCCCAUUCUUCGACUUGCGACUAGUUGAUGUGUUAUAAUCUCCAUAUUACUGGCUGAGGAAAGACAAAGGAAAAAAAAACUAAAGGCGGUCCCGUGAUCUGCUAGUUUUCUUUUACUAGAUUAUCAGUAGUAGUAGAUGCUGUUUUGUUUUGUUUGAACCCCCUCUCCAUUGUCUGGCUGCUCUAACUAUAGUGCAUGUGAGGUAAUUUUUUUAGGGGAAAAACUAUUGGCUUAAAGAAUUUAUGUCAUCUUGCUGUUUCCCUCCGCUCCCUGGCCUUUUCCCCCUCCUCUCAGAGUGUUUUCAACCCGAGUUGCCAUUUCUUUGUCGUGGUCAGUUUCCAGUGAUGUACAGUUUUCCCGUCAGAGUCUAUGAGAGACAUGGAGCAUGUCUGUGUCCUGAGAUGCUAGAUUCCUCUGUCAUGUGAUGAGUAUAUAUUUUUAAAAAUAACCCCCAUAGUUCCGAUUACUAGCUAUUAGUAAUCUUAAAUUUUUUGCUGUUAACAAUGAUGAUUAUAUAUAUUUUUCAGUUCAGCAGUGCACUGUUAUGAAAACCAUUCUGUUUUAUUGUAGGAUUUCAUUUUGUGGAUAUGCUGUCUGUGUUCUACAUGUUGUACUGAAACAUUUCAGAGAAAACAAGAGGUCCCUCUCCUGGUGAAUUUCUUUUUGUUUGAAUUUUCGUCUUAACCCGACUGUCCUUUCCAGCUGAUAUCACUGGGCCUUACUUCUCCCCCUGUUUAAGUAGCUGUAAUAGAAAGCCGCCAUGGAACCACUCACUGCCUUAAUACAGUUGACCACAGCAGGUGAAGUCAGGAGACACACCCAGUCGAAAAGCUCCUCACACCCUGACCGGCGUAACUCUGCACCACUUUGCUGUUUUCUUUGCUCUGAUGAACCACAUUCAGCCUUGUGUAGACAGUUUCUUCAUGGCUCAAACAUGUACAUCCAGUGUGAAUUGUAACUUUGCAUUAACUACAAAUGAUGCUUGUCUAGUUUUUGAACGUUUUAAAUCUGCUCAUCAGUGUGUAUGUAUGCUAACAGAAAAGCACAGUGUGUAUGCUCACAAAGCUAUAGCUCAUAUUUCACUCAUGGGUGUGAGAAUGCCCCCAACCCAUCUAAGCACCACUGACACCCUGGGGCUCUAAAAGCAUCUAUUCCAGAGCUACCAGAGCCCCCGGGGGAGGAGAUGGAGGGUGGGGGGCAUAGCGGUCACUGGUGUGGUCUGUCAAAAAAAAAGAAGAAAAAAAGAA